UAAUCCUACGCCGGCGAAAGUGGUCAUCAGCCGCCCUUACUCCGCUGCACCAAGCUGUCCGUUUAGCUCCCUCCACCAUCACACUAUUUUGAACCCCCCCUCUGUCACCUGACCUCCCUCACACUACCAACCACAACCAUGGAACCCAUCAAGGUCCAAUCCGAAGGCGGGCUCAAUGUCACCCUGACCAUCCGACUGCUCAUGCAUGGGAAGGAGGUGGGCAGCAUCAUUGGAAAGAAAGGAGAGACUGUGAAGAAAAUGCGAGAGGAUAGUGGUGCCCGCAUCAACAUCUCAGAAGGAAACUGCCCUGAGAGGAUCGUCACCAUCACCGGACCCACAGACGCCAUCUUUAAAGCCUUUGCCAUGAUCGCUUACAAGUUUGAGGAGGAUAUCAUCAACUCAAUGAGCAACAGCCCCGCCACCAGUAAGCCCCCAGUGACUCUGCGUCUGGUGGUACCAGCCAGUCAGUGCGGCUCACUCAUCGGCAAGGGGGGCUCCAAAAUUAAGGAGAUGAGAGAAUCAACUGGGGCUCAGGUGCAGGUGGCCGGGGACAUGCUGCCUAACUCCACAGAGAGGGCCGUAACCAUCUCGGGGGCCCCUGAAGCCAUCAUCCAGUGUGUCAAACAGAUAUGUGUGGUCAUGCUCGAGUCCCCACCCAAAGGUGCCACCAUCCCGUACCGCCCCAAGCCUGCCUCCACCCCUGUCAUUUUUUCAGGUGGCCAGGUAAGGGCAGAUCCGCUGGCGGCGUCCACGGCAAACCUCAGCCUCUUACUGCAGCACCAGCCACUGCCUGCAUACACUAUCCAGGGACAGUACGCCAUCCCUCAUCCUGAUCAGUUGAGCAAGCUCCACCAGUUGGCUAUGCAGCAAACCCCCUUUACCCCCCUCGGACAGACCACCCCUGCCUUUCCCGCAGCAGGUCUGGAUGCCAGUAACCAGGCCAGUACUCAUGAACUCACCAUUCCCAAUGAUCUAAUAGGCUGCAUAAUCGGACGCCAGGGAACCAAAAUCAACGAGAUCCGUCAGAUGUCUGGGGCACAGAUCAAAAUUGCUAAUGCUAUGGAAGGGUCAUCGGAGCGCCAGAUCACCAUCACAGGGACCCCCGCUAACAUCAGCCUGGCCCAGUACCUCAUCAAUGCAAGGUUCCGAGAUGUUGCAGCCAUGUGGAAUGACCCAUCUUCCAUGACAACAUCAUAAGCUCCCUGUCUGGCUUCUCUGUUUGGCCCUUUCAUUAUCGACCAGCGCACUCCUGACUAUGCCCUCUGGACUCUGACUGCGGUUCUUUGGAUACCUGACCCCCUACCUCCCUGGCACCUCCCUGACCAGGACAGGCUGGGUGUCAGCAUUUCCAGAACUGCAAAAAUACCAUUAUUUAUGUCGAAGUUCUCUGUUGAUUAGGUUUGUAGCAAAUUGUUGAAGCAUGUUGAAUGUUUAUAGGAACAACUUGUGUUUGCGUUCUUCUAAUGCCUCCAUCUUUUCUCUGUCAGUGCUGCGUAUUUGUUUUCUAAAAUAGUAAAGUACCAAACUUGUAGAAAAUAGUUUUGCAUCUUUCAGCUGCUCAGUGAUGCUAUCGGCAAGUGUGGUGGGAUGUAGCUAAAUUAACACAUUUUUGUAACUAUAUUUUUAAAAAUGAUAUUUUGAUGAUUUGAUUGCUCUGCUUUUGUCCUAAUUUGCAUUUACCCACUACUGUUUGCUGCAUCACAUGACCCUGUUCAGCCAAUGGUAUCACACCUAGAGCUUCCCAUAUUAUUUCUAAAAUUCUUCUACUGCAUGUUGAGUGUUGUACAGUGAGUAUUUGUUCAGUGAACUUGUGAACCUAUUAUGAUUAUUAUAAUAUAUCUGUGCUCCUGUUCUUUUCCACAUACUUUCAGCCAUUUCAGCCAUUCACGUCUAGUCCUGCUCCCUGCUUAAACAAAAAGCUUUCCGACAUAGCCACCCCUAUUGACUAAUAGUAUAUAGAUGCAUGAAUGGGAAUUAGUGAAAAUCAGUGGCAAAAACACUGUAUGCAUACAAAUGCAAUGAUUGUUUAACAACUUCUACUCUUUGUUUUGUACAAGACUAUUGUGACGUAGCACAUUAGUCAACUACGCGGCGCUCAUGCAAUAGACUAUUGAACACUUUACUCUGGACUUCCUCUGAUGUGGAAGAUUUAUUUGGACUGAAAAGCCAAAAGGUGCCUCCAAAAGUUUCAGCUAUCUCAUCUUAGCAGAAGAAGUAUGAAGUGAGGUAGAAAGCUGAUCUCAUUGGAUGGUGCCUGGAGGUUUUUGGGGGCCAAGAAUGUUCAGGGGUUCAGGGGGGACCAGCGGGGCUUGGGCGGACGUGACCACUCAGUCUCUUUUCAAGAUUGUUCAUCUUGUCUUUUUUUUUUUCAUCGGAUGCUUUAGGUUUGAAUGUCUUUAUAUUGUCAUUAUUAUUAUGUAUAUUUUAUUUAAAAAAUAAUGGGGACUUUUGGAGUAUGUAUUUAUUUAUGCUCUUGUGAUGCACAUAACUAUGUAUGGAAGCGACUUUCUCCCUUUCAAGGGAAAACUGCUUAUUUGUUGUGUUUGUUGACUUUAGGCCGAGUUUCUCAAAACAGCAACCUGAGAAGUAAGCUAAAUAGGUAAGGGAAUUAAAUAUACCUAUAGCUCUAUGGCUAAAAAUCACUUUAAUUUUAAUCUAAUUUUUUAUAACUAGCCACUACAUAGAUAUGGCUAAUUAGUAUCAACAAAACAUAGGGGUGCAUCAAAAACAGUGUGGCUUUUGAGAAACUCACAGUCAAUCGUUUAAGAUAAUUAAAUAUGUCAAAAAAACUGUAUUAUUUGAUUGCUGUGGCAGAAUUGUGCUUCCAUGCUUUGCUUGUUGGUAAACUACAUGUUAUUUGAAAGAAAAGUAUGCUAAUAUUUGGGACACUCUUGAGGAUGUUCUUGUUGUCAAGAUACAACGAUAACAAAGCAAACAUACUAAUGGCAUCUUGCUAAUAGUAGCUAAUAGGUAUGAAACCAAAACAACAUACAAAUCACUUGCAGCAGUAUUUAGCCAAGAAUGCAUAUUAAUUUACAUUAUAUUGUGUGUAUUUUAUCACUAUUUUGAUUAGAAGGUAGAGUUCUCUACAUCCUCAAGAGUUUUAAGGCUUUUAGCACGUUGUGAACCAUGGACAUGUCUGCUUCCAAGUGGUGAGUAACGCGUGCAUUAUCGUGACUACUGUUGAAACCAACUGCAACUAAUGCAAUAAUAAGUGCAAUGUGCAAUUCAUUUUCAUUUUACAUUUACACUGUGGCAGGAAAAGAUCAGAAUGACUUCUGUUCGAGAGCAAUGCCAUUUUGAAAAAAGUGAAGAUCUUUGUAACUAUUUUGAUGAAUUUCUUUGCUCUGUGCAGAUGUACAUUAGUUGUGAGUAAUGACAUAGGUUUUCAUUUCAAGGUGUUGCUAAGUAUACAAUUAAUAAAGUUUAAUUUUGCUUUCUGUGA
Messenger RNA from Periophthalmus magnuspinnatus, 3445 nucleotides. Its product is annotated as poly(rC)-binding protein 3-like. The coding region runs from base 139 to 1197 and encodes 352 amino acids. NCBI's taxonomy places the organism in Eukaryota, Metazoa, Chordata, Actinopteri, Gobiiformes, Gobiidae. Gene Ontology annotation, cellular component: nucleus; cytoplasm. The transcript is spliced from 13 exons. The record is from RefSeq and is a predicted model, not a curated record. Gene Ontology annotation, biological process: regulation of gene expression; regulation of RNA metabolic process. Gene Ontology annotation, molecular function: mRNA binding.